This is a messenger RNA of Ipomoea nil (Japanese morning glory), 1628 nucleotides long. Its product is annotated as BRI1 kinase inhibitor 1-like. The coding region runs from base 227 to 1159 and encodes 310 amino acids. Gene Ontology annotation, molecular function: kinase inhibitor activity. The transcript has a single exon. NCBI's taxonomy places the organism in Eukaryota, Viridiplantae, Streptophyta, Magnoliopsida, Solanales, Convolvulaceae. The record is from RefSeq and is a predicted model, not a curated record. Gene Ontology annotation, cellular component: plasma membrane.
UGAGUUUGUGAGUCCAUUCAUUCACAAGUAUAACUGGCAAACAGGUUGCAUAUUGCAUAAGACAUUUUAGGUUGGCAGCCAUCCCCCUUUCCUCUCUUUUCAUAUUCUUAUCUCUGAAUCUGCCUCCUCAGUUUUUUCCCUUUUGUUUCUCAAAAGGAAAAUUCACUGAAAGAGAAAGAGAAUCUGAGAAAAUCUGAGAAAAACCCAUACCGUAUAUCAUUGAGUGAUGGACAAGAAGCAUCAGGAGAUCAGAGACGACAAAGAUGAAGAGAAGCAAGGGCGCAACAGAGUAAAGGAGGAAGAGGCGGCGGAAGAGCAAACAUCGAGUAGUGGCAAUGCCGCCGCCGCGUCACCGCCGUCAGCGUCGUCAUCUCCGUCGCAUGAAUUUUCCUUCACCAUUUCGCUCCAUCAACCGUCUGCAAAAGCCCCAGACAGAACGAAAUCUCCGCCGCAGCCGUCGUCGUUCGCCGUCGACUUAACUCCGGCCGAUGAAAUAUUCUUCCACGGCCACUUGCUCCCCCUCCACCUCCUCUCCCACCUCCCCGUCUCCCCUCGCUCCUCCACCAACUCGCUGGAAAGUUUCACCCUUCCCAUAAAAGAAUUGCUGGAAAACCAAAGCUCAUCACAACAAAACCCCGGCAGCCAACCAGACAACCAUGAUCAUCAGAAAAACAUUAAUAACGAUCAAAGAACCGAGGGGAAACCGAAAUCCAGCAGGUCGUUCUCCUUGUUCUGGCUACCGAAAUGGAGAAAAGGGUACGAGGUAAGAGACAAGGAAGAGAAGGAAAAACAUUGGAGGAAGCUAAAAUUUGACAUAACUCAGGUUGUGAAGAGGUACAUGAGAAUGGUGAGACCACUCUUAUCCUUCCGGCCCAGCAGAAGAUCAGGGAAUCUGCAGUUCGACCGGCAAGCUUAUUCAUAUUCCGGCCACUUAAACCUGCGGCGCAAGAAAGAUAUUAGAGGCAAAAGAGGGGAGUAUUCCGCGCCGGCAUCGAUGAGAACAUCUCCGACAAACAGUGGCAUCCUCGUACCACCGGCAACUUCCCCUACUUCUUCAAGCGACAGCACCAUGGAAGAGUUACAGGCCGCCAUUCAAGCUGCCAUUGCUCACUGCAAGAAAUCCAUUCAAGUGGAAGAUAAACUCAAAUGUCAAGAUUAGGCCUGCACAUGAGCAUAUCCCAAACUUCUUUUUAAUUUAAUUUUCUCCCUUUUUUUUUAAAUUACCAUAUUACUAUUUUUUUGGUGCCGGGGAAAUCCGCAGCCAUUAGUCAAGUAAAUCAGACUAUAUUAUUCAUAGUUGACUGCCUCAAAUCAAGAAGGGCAAUAAGCAGCUCUCAGAGAGGGAGGGAGUCGAAGUUGAAACUUUUAGUUAUCACGUCAAUAACUUGACUAACUUGUCUGUGGUUGCUCCUACCAUUUUAUUAUUGGAUGGGUUAUUGCAUUUUAUUAGCAAUAAUUAGUCUUGUUGUGUCACAUAUUGAUGGAAACUACACAUAUGUAUGUAUUUACAAUGAUGAGUUUGGAUAUAUGGAUGGUGCAUGGUGGAGGAUAAUCAUUAAUAAGUGUAGUUUCUUUGAAUAGUUGAAUGUCUUGGAUGAUAUUUUAAAGUAUUGAAUUAUACUUUGUUU